This is a messenger RNA of Hibiscus syriacus, 1917 nucleotides long. Its product is annotated as protein GRAVITROPIC IN THE LIGHT 1-like. NCBI's taxonomy places the organism in Eukaryota, Viridiplantae, Streptophyta, Magnoliopsida, Malvales, Malvaceae. Gene Ontology annotation, biological process: negative gravitropism; response to red or far red light. The record is from RefSeq and is a predicted model, not a curated record. Bases 136 to 1602 code for a protein of 488 amino acids. The transcript has a single exon.
CUCACUUUCUUUUCUUCCAAACACAAUCACAAAUCGUUUUUCUUUUGCUUUUUCCCAGACUCUCUUUUCUCAUGAUCCAAACAGCAUUCCGCCCCUCCAAUUCAUUCUAAUUCCUUGUCAUCUUUCAAAAGAGAAAUGGAUCCAAUAUUCGAACCAAAAGCAGUUUUCAGCCGAAGCAAAAGCUGCAACAGCACCACCUCCAACAUCAACCACAUCAAUCUUAACAGCAACAACAACAAUGGCGGCGGCCAUAGCCAUAAAAGCAAGCUCACGAGAACCUUUCAGAAAGUCAUCAACCUAAAGCCCUCAACGAAAUUCUCUUCAAACAAUGGUAUUGGAAUCUGCGUUUUCCCAUCACAGAACAAAUUCGAGUGUUACAAUUCAAACCCGGAUCAGAAGAUCACUUCCCGUGGAAAUUCCAAGCAGAAAGCCGUGUUAGAAGCUUCGGUUGCAAAGAUUUUCGCUAGUGUUACGGCCAUCAAAGCUGCUUAUGCAGAGCUUCAAAUGGCGCAGAACCCGUACAACAAUGGCGCUAUCCAGGCUGCUGAUGAAUCCAUCGUUGAAGAACUGAGAACACUGUCGGAGCUAAAGAGAAAGUUCUUGAAGAAAGAGCUUGAUCUUUCACCCCAAAUCACUUUAAUGCUAGCAGAGAUUCAAGAACAGCAGAGCUUGAUGAAGACUUACGAGAUCACCAUCAAGAAACUGGAAUCCGACGUUGAAUCAAAAGGUUUAGAGAUUGAUUCACUCCUUAAUCAGUUCAAUGAUCGCCUUGCUUUCAACAAGUCUCCGGAGAGGAAAUUAAACGCUAGCGGGCCGUUAUCGAUGUUCGAUAACAUCAACAAGAUUUCAACGUUGAAUCCGAGUCAUUUCCUUCAAGUUUUGCAUAAAGCUUUGAGAUCGGUUCGUAGUUUCGUGAAAUUGAUGAUCAAGGAAAUGGAGUUAGCAAAUUGGGAUCUCGAUGCAGCGGCUAAAGCCAUUGAACCGGGUGCUGUUUUCGUUAAACAAAAGCAACGGUGCUUCGCGUUUGAAUCUUUUGUGUGUAGAACAGUGCUUGAAGGCUUCAAUCUCCAUGAUUUUGGCCUCGGCAAAGAGGUUAAACCCGGAAGAACAGACCCGGGAAAGCAUUUCAAUGAAUUCAAGGCCUUGAAAUCAGCAAAUCCAAAGCUGUUUUUAGCUCGAAAUCCAGAUUCUUCUUUCGGGAAAUUCAUUAGGACCAAGUAUCUCAACCUCGUUCAUGCAAAAAUGGAGUGUUCGUUCUUCGGGAAUUUGAACCAAAGGAAGAUUUUAAGCGCUAAUGGGUUCCCGGAUUCUGUUUUCUUUACGGCGUUUGCAGAGAUGGCGAAGAGAUUUUGGCUGUUGAAUUGCCUGGGAUUCUCAAUGAACCAAGAUAUUUCGGUCUUUGAAGUGAAGAGAAAUUGUCGAUUCUCGGAGGUUUAUAUGGAAAACGUGAGCGAUGAAUCUCUUUUUUCCGGUGAAUACAACGGCGGAGAAGUUGACAUCAGAGUCAGUUUCACCGUGGUUCCCGGAUUUAAGAUCGAUAAAACUGUAAUUCAAAGUCAAGUUUAUUUGUCGCCGGUGAUUACUCCUCCGGUGAGUCGUUGAUCCUUCUUUUUUAAAUUUAGAUGAAACGUUGUCAAGGUGAUAUUGGUUAGACGCGCUGCUAGGAUUACGGUGGUGGAGUGAGGUGGGAACAGCUGAUUGCUGUUUUCAAGUGGGGUUUUGAUGUGUUUUUAAACGGCGAGUGUAGUGGCGCGUGGGUUGUAUCACUACAGAGAAAGAUGAGGCGCAGCUAGGUUAUAAUUAGAACUAGAGAUUUUUCUUUUUUAUUUAGAGAAUUUAUGUAAUGUCAAAAAUACCCUGUUAAUUUAUAUAUAUAUAUAUAUAUGUAUAACACAUAAAAAAGGAUUAAUCCGGCAA